This is a messenger RNA of Synchiropus splendidus (mandarinfish), 986 nucleotides long. RefSeq names its product SRR1 domain containing (gene srrd). NCBI's taxonomy places the organism in Eukaryota, Metazoa, Chordata, Actinopteri, Syngnathiformes, Callionymidae. The transcript is spliced from 6 exons. Gene Ontology annotation, biological process: microtubule-based process. Gene Ontology annotation, cellular component: cytoplasm; nucleus. The record is from RefSeq and is a predicted model, not a curated record. Bases 72 to 938 code for a protein of 288 amino acids.
CUCAAAACAUUCACGCAAAAUUACGCAAUAUCAUAUAUUUAAAAAAGUACUUAUAUUUAUGAGGAUUCUAAAUGUCAGACUCCGGUGAAGAGUGGCAGGUUAUCCGGCGACGUAAAGGAAGUGCUCGUAAACCGAAAAACCGUCAAGUAUCAGGAGGAACUAUUUGCUGUCAGGAGGAGCUGGAUGUUGUGAAAACUGUCAGAAGAAUUCAAGACACUGUGGCUGAGUUGAGAUGUGAGGACUUCUGGAUAGACUGGAAAGAGAAGCUGCUGGAGGUUGCACAGUCACUCCCAACAUCUGUGAUCACAAAUGAAAAUGCGCAGGGGACAGAAAGCUCUCUUCCAGCACAGCUUCAGUGUGUUUGUUAUGGACUGGGACCCUUUUCAUCCAUUGUGUCAGCGCGUUACCAACUUGCCAUGAUGCUCCUGCUGCUGGAGGCAGCACAGAUCCCCAUGGAAAACUGCUUUGUGUUUGACCCUGUGUUCUCCGCUGGUGAGAAGAGUGUUUUAAAAGAACUGGGUCUCAUGGUUCUUACGGAAAAUGAGGAGGGGAAGCGGCUGGCGACCAAACCCUCCAUCUUUUACUUGAUGCAUUGUGGAAAGGCCCUUUACAACAACCUUCUGUGGAAGAACUGGAGCACUGACCUCUUGCCACGUAUCAUCAUAAUUGGAAACAGCUUCACGGGCAUGAAGGACAGAUCAGUGGAGAGAGAAUUCACCCGUGACUACAGCUUCCUCAGCCAGGCAGCCACCAUGGCUAAGGAGAGAUCAUUGACCUGUCCAUCCCGAAUGAUCGAUGUGUUUGGGGACACAGCGAUCAUGAGCUUUUCCUCCAGAAGCCUUCUGAAACUUCCAGAGUUGACCUGGAAAGAUCUUGCUGAACCACAGUAUGAGAAUUGUGAAGACUUGGAGAUCAUACUGAGGGAAGCGCAGUGCUAAUAUUAACUGUUUAACUUCAUGUGUAUUUUUUAUAAUGGUGUUAAUAAU